AGGGAGAUCCAGGCAGCAAGCGGAGAAUGGAUGAACGAGUUCGUGCGAAGACCAAGCAGGAGAAGAGACAAUAGGGUAUACGUACCUGCAGCAGACAUCAUCAAAAGGACUAUUCGGCGGUCCUGGACUAUAUCAAAUCCCACACCUCGCUGGUGGGCAGUCCGCGGGUCUCCAGAAUUCCGGCCAUACAGCAGCCUGCCCAGAGACCAGGAUGCAAACGAUUAUCCCACACUGGCGAACCUGAGGUACAAGCAGAGGUCGGCAUCAAACGCCGUACCUCCUUCACCGACCUUCGGUAGGAGGUCGCCAACGAGAAGGACCCAGUCUGAGGACAUUUAUAACGAGCGAGGUGCUUCCCCUAACCUAUCAGAGUGCUCAAACGAGAGACCAGUCAGGAUGAAUCCCCUGAUGAAGUAUGCUGAUAGCAGAAGAACCUCUCCAAAACGAAGAUUAAAGAGCGACAGUAGCGGAGAAGGAAGCAUCAAGGAAGACGGAACUGAAUACGACAAAGGUUUUCUAACUCCGGAACCAAUCCGCAAGCAGCACUCCGGUGGUUCCGGUGGUAGCAUAGAAAAGCGAGUCAGUUUUGAGAAUUGUGUCGACAAGUUCAAUAGCAAUACGUUGUCUCCAACUCCAGGACCGAACGACAGAUCAAUGCUUCGUAGCAGAUCCCUAAACGAAGGCAGGCGAAGAGAACGUAAGGUACCACCUCCAGGUUCAAAAUCACUGGGCGACGAACAUCAGUCUGACCAUUCCGAAGAGGUAAGAGUUCCUUAG
This is a messenger RNA of Acanthoscelides obtectus, 777 nucleotides long. The record is from the annotation of a GenBank genome assembly. Lineage: Eukaryota; Metazoa; Arthropoda; Insecta; Coleoptera; Chrysomelidae.